Nerophis lumbriciformis (worm pipefish) is the source of this 759-nucleotide messenger RNA. The record is from RefSeq and is a predicted model, not a curated record. Lineage: Eukaryota; Metazoa; Chordata; Actinopteri; Syngnathiformes; Syngnathidae.
AUGGCGUAUGUUUAUACACUGAAAGCCCUGUAUCGCAAUUUUACGCCAGCACUGACGCAGAAGUGCAGAUUCGCAGCGGGCAAUUUGUUAUUCCAUACGCACCGAACAGAGUUAACCGUGCCGAGAGUGACCUUCCACGGGAGGCUUGGAUCACCUGCGUGCAAAUGUCACGCUCUGUGCGGUUUCCUUCAAUCACGCAGGGCUAUUACUCUUGACUUUAGGGCAAGAAAUAAAAGCCAGGAGCGAGAAAAUGAACAAAAAUCGGUUUACAAAUACCAGAGUGGGAGCCCAACGCCAUCAGCUACACGUAGAGUGAAGGAAGCUGGCCGCGAUUUCACUUAUUUGAUCAUUGUACUCAUCGGGCUUGGAGUGACAGGUGGUCUUCUGUACGUGGUCUUCCAGGAACUGUUUUCUUCCUCCAGUCCAAAUAAAGUAUACGGGAAAGCAUUCAACAAAGUCAAAUUAGACCCAGAGGUGAUCGGCGCCUUCGGAGAACCAAUAAAGUGUUACGGUGAGACAACUCGUCGAGGAAGAAGACAGCAAGUCAGUCAUAGGGAGUAUCUGAAAGAUGGAUUAAAGCACAUGAGACUGAAGUUUUACAUUGAAGGAGCUGAACCAGGUCUUAAAGGCACAGUACACUCCGAGUCAAAAGAGAAUCCUGAUUCUGGAAAAUAUGAGUUUCUUUACAUACUUGUUGAAAUAGACACCUACCCAAGGCGGACCAUCAUUGUUGAAGAUAACCGAUUAAAACAAAUCUAA